Molecule: messenger RNA, 3649 nt
Organism: Danaus plexippus (monarch butterfly)
Lineage: Eukaryota; Metazoa; Arthropoda; Insecta; Lepidoptera; Nymphalidae
Exons: 7
Coding region: 467-1585 (372 amino acids)
Source: RefSeq, a predicted model, not a curated record
CGCGAGUGCCGUCUCUUUUCAUCGGGCGCCGUCUGAAAGGGACUGGUGAUGGUGUCGUACAUGUCCUGACAUGUCCCUAUCUACCAGCGGCUCGUUGUUGUGAUGCCUCAUGAGUCAUGCCAGCAUUCAGCACUGCUCUGAAUCAGCAGCAGUCGGUUAAGUCGGAACGUAUCUCGCCGCGGAACGAUCGUUCCGAUGCCAGUCGUCAGAAAGCUCGUGCAUUCGGUCGUGUUGUGACGUGUUGUCAUACGGACACUUGAAGGGUAUUUAAUAAAUUCUACACAAUUCAUAAUGAAAUCCAUCAAUUUCUUUUAAAGUGGACAUCAUGUCCGCGUAUAGACGCUUGUGUUCGCUUUAAGUGUGUCUGCUAGCUGUUUGUUAGUGUGGUUAAAGUGACUUUGUUUACAAGUUCACCUGUGAGUACUGAUAGUGAUUCAGAAGAUAAUUAGCUCGACACGUCGUGAAUAUGCUGCUGAGGUGUGUGUCGCUGCUGUGGCUGGUGUCGUCCAUGGCGAGGUGGAGCUGGGGUCAGUCCGCCGAGUGCGAGCUGGACUCCCAGUGUCAGACGGGGUCCUACUGUGUGCCGGUGCUGUUCGUGUGUCGCAGCUGUCUGCACUGUGACCUGCUGCACAGGGAGCCCCCGCCGGUCGCCAAAGACUGCGUCAAGUCCGUGGCCGAGUGCGGACCCUGUAUCAGGGGGUUGGUGGACGAGGUGCGCGGAGACGUGACGGACUGCGUCCCCGCCGAGAGCGCGGGCUCGUUCCCCGUGUGGGCGGCCGGAGCCCUGGCGCUCGGCCUGGCGUUGUUCGUGGCGGGGGCGGCGCUCGUCUACUACAUGCUGAGGAACAACCUGUUCAACGUUAUGUCCAUCAAGACCCUGACCUCCACGUCCGUGUCUCCGAGUGCACCCGAGCAGCCCCAGCCGCCGCCCCCGUACUACACGGUGCCCUACACCAACAUAGACCACCGACCGCAGGAAUACAGCCACUACCCCGGACGGUACCACCGCACUGACGGCCAUGGACUCGAACACGGACACGCCAGCGACUCAGAAGGUGACGCGCUCAUGGAGUACAAGAAGACGAGACCCGAGGCCGGCGACGAGAGCACGCACACGCGCGGCACGGACGGACGGCAGGCCGCGACCCCAUACAACAACCCCGACUACGUGAGGGUCCCGCCCGCCGAGGAGUCCACCGGUUCAGCGGAGCCUGCCCCGUCCGCGCGCGCCCUCACCCCCAUCGACCCCGACCACGACGAAGACACCGUACAGAGCACGUGGACCCCGGGACAAAGCAAAACGCACCACUCCAGCGACAGCGGUCCGGGCGGCGUGGAGCUGAGCGAGCUGCUGUCCGCCGCCAGGCGCUCCACUCUGCUGAGAGACCCGCGGGCGUGUACUCAGGAGACCAACAACGGACGGAACACGUCAUCUUCGGGGGCGGGCGGCGAGGGCGGUCUGGGUGGCCUGAGCGGGGCGGGUGGCGCCGGGAUGCAGGCGUUCUUCAUCAACAUACAGCAGAACAUGUUCCCGGAGGCGCCCCGCUCCCAGGUCAACGACCCCGGCACCAAGCUGUCCUUAUAGGUCGACGACCCCAGCAUCAGACCGCCUGUACGAAUGAGAUCGCUGGAAGAUAUCCGUGCAAUAAUAAUGGUCGCCAGGUCCGCGGCGGCGGCGCGGUGCUCAGACUGUUCGUUGAGAUUAAAAGCAUUUAGAAUAUCUUUAAGCGCCGUAGUGUUCCUGUGAGUGCGUGCGCCAGGAGUCUAGCAUGGAGCUAGCCCCCGCUGUGUCGGGGAGUUGUUAUGUGUUAUAAAGCGUGUCGCGGCGUCUGCGGACACUCUUAAGGCUCAAUAUUUUCAAUGUUUCGAUAAAUUUUGGAAUAAAAUGUAUGAAGCGUGUUCGGGCGGCUGUGGGUAAUGUUGAUCAAUUAAGGAACAGUGUAUCGUGGACAUCAGUGAAGGUCCCGGUUCCCACCCAGCUCACGCCCGCUCACGUGUCUAUUGUUUACUGCUUCAUGUGUGUGUCUGUGCGACUGUGUGAGGGCUGUGUCUGUAGAGUGAUUGCUUCGAUGCUAGAGUGCUGGCGGCGCUAUGCUCUAUCAGACAACGAAAUGUGUCUUCCUGUCAUUAUAUGUACUUUAUGGUAAAGAUAAACUUAAUAGAAUAGAUUUAAUAAUUUCUAAUAAUAAGUCUGAGCUCAAGGAAGGGAACAAUUAGUAUUUCGGGGAAAAAUAAUAUUUACUGUAUGUAGGAGCCGUUCUAAUCUUUUAUUCAUAAAUAAAAAUAUGUGAUAAGAGUAAUUGUAUGUGUGGUGAAUCUCUCAGUGAGGUGGGUCCCGCCGGCCAUGCUCCGGUCAGAGGCGGGGGACUCUACACUUGUAUUUAUAAUAACCUUGUAAAGGCAAGGCGAGUCCGUCGCUGAGGCUGGUGCUCAGUAACAAUAUUAGAAGGGGCUUCAAUAAACUGCAUGCCGUUAGAAUAGUUUAUUUUAAUUUAAUGAUUUGUGUUUUAUAAAGAAUCUAUUGAUCUCGAGAACAAACCGGACUUGGUUUCUAAAAUAAUUACUGCAAAGCUAACAAACAGUUUACUUCAGAUCCAAAUUAGAGGAACUUCACACAAUCUGGGGAGGUUUUUAAGUUGAUUGAUCAAUGAAACAAAUGUGGCAGCCAUUUUAAUUGUUAUAAAUUUUAAAUCCAGGUUAGUUGAAUGUUAGAAACAUGACAAUUCUGUGAAACUGAUAUUUUUAUUACAACAAUUUUCUGUGAGACAGUCAAUAUUUUAUUAGCAUGUAAGAUCUGAGCUCGGCUGCCGAGACAGCGGAGGUGUCAUAUGUAGUGUUAUAUAAUUUAUAUAAUAUUAUUAUAUUUUAUAUAUCUCGGAAACAUUGAUCAGUCCCAGUAGUUAAUUUUUCAGUAAAGAGUUUCAGAAACUAAGUGUCUAGUGUUUAAUGUGAGACAUUGUCAGCCAAAUGUAAACAGUCAUGUUAUGAAUUACAAGCAAACUUAAGCAAUUCGAAAGUGGGAAAAUAAUCUAGAACAGAUUUUACUCGCAAGUUGUAUUUUAUAAUGAUUUUUGGAUGAACACCGACAACAGUCCUGGAGAUGUUUUCAGUACAUUUUAUAUUUUUUAACUGUUUCAUGUCAGCGAGCCGCCUCUCACCGUGUAAGAUACACUUUAGGAAUAGACAUAUUGUUGUAUUGUUGAAUUAGUUUUGGUUUGCUUUUAUUGUAACCAAUAAUAGUGUAGUUAUAGGAGUCGCUCAACGUUACAGUAGCACGUUACUAAAUUAGCAAUCUGUAAUAUUAUUAUUAGGUUUACUACUUUGUAUUGUUUCCUUUUGAAUUUUGUAACGUGAGAAGUUUGCGUAAGAAUCGGCAACUGUUUUCGAUUAGUGUAAGUGAACAGUAAACGUGUACAGUACGAAACCUGAUGUGCCUUACCUAUGAACUGGCUGUGAUGCACUUUUUGAGAAACGAAUCCUUAUUCUAGUUUGUUAUAUUGAGGUUAUUAUUAAUUAAUGUUUUUUAUUACAUUUGUAAAGAAAUAUUGAACUGUCAAACGUCAAACGAGCGCGUCUAACGUCUCUAGUCACAUGUCGCGUUUGAUCUACGAGGGAUGUUUUUUUUACAAAUAAUACAAUAUUUGAAAUA